This is a messenger RNA of Folsomia candida, 1006 nucleotides long. RefSeq lists its product as uncharacterized. The record is from RefSeq and is a predicted model, not a curated record. Lineage: Eukaryota; Metazoa; Arthropoda; Collembola; Entomobryomorpha; Isotomidae. The coding region runs from base 430 to 819 and encodes 129 amino acids. The transcript has 2 exons.
ACACACAUUAAACUCAGACACGAGGCAAUCUAUUAUAUUAAUUAAUACUGCCUAACCUUUGUAAUUGCACGUCACCGAUUUCCAAGUAUACUCUGCAGUCUGCGUGCAAACUUGUAAACGGAAAGCGAAUCAUCAGAGUCGUUGGUAUUGUUAUAUGUAUUAACGUAAAUGAAACUGGUUGUUCUCUGAAUCAUGCAGAUAAUAUUAGGUGGCAAGAUACACUAUAUAGUUACCUACCACUCGUCCUAUGUUUGCUUUUGAAUAAAUGUGCAGCUAAGAUGAACAGCAGCGUGCAUUUUCAGGCUUAUAAUCCCUGAAACAGCAUCUCUCCUCCUCAUAUGAAUAAAAACUGUACUCAAAUACAUAGUGUGCUAAAAAUAAUUAUUGUUUGUGUCAUUCCUAAUAAAUAACUGAAGGCAAAAGAACACCAUGGACAAUCCCCCCGUAGAAUCUCCAGAUGAGGGAAUAGAAAAGGAAGAAGACAAGAAACGCCAAGAAAAUGUAAUAACCAAUCAAGCUCAAGUUAAAUCUAUUAAUGGUGAUACUUCAUACACGCCCCCAAUAUUGCCCCACACCAGCAGUGGAAACACGAACGACUGGACUUGCUGUCUAUGGCUAUCUUGUGAUCAUCAUCAUCAUCACCAUCACCACCACCAUGAUCGCAAUUCCGGAAAUGGGGAUUGUUCCUGUUGUUGCUGCGAGUCCGAGGACUGUGACUGCGACUGUUGUGGGGACUGUGACUGUUGUGGGGACUGUGACUGUGACUGUUGUGGGGACUGCGACUGUGGAGACUGUGAUUGUGGUGGAUGUGACUGUUAACGAUAUGAAUAACUUAAGGCUACAAUUACUAUAUUCCGAACGGAAAUAACUAACUGCCAUCCAAAUGUUUUAUAUAUUUUUUUAAACAGUAAUAUUGACAUAAUAUAAACAGUAUUAUUGGGAUAAACUAACUACAUACAUAAAUGACAAUAUUCAAUAAAAUGAAAUAUAUGAAUUUUAUAACUAA